UUUGUUUGUUACUUAUAUAAAAACAAGAUGAGGGUAAGAAUGCACUCCUCAACUUUCAUAUUUUCCUUUCCUAAACUAUACUUUGUAGAACCAAAGAAAAAAAAAAAAGAAAGAAACAAUAAAAAGGUGGAGGAAAGGAAUACACACACAUUUGUCUUAAAUCAUCAUAUCCUUCAAGACAUGGCUACAGAAGUAAGACACAAGCCUUCUUCAGUUACUGCACCAACAGCUACAUGGCUGACCUUGUUUAUCCUUACUAUCAUCUGCAAUGUCAGUUUAGCCGAAAGAGUUUUGAAAGAAAAAGAACAAUCAGCAAAUUUUGUUGAGAAAGAAAGACAAGGAGUUCUAAAAGCAAUGAUUGAUUUCUUGUGGGAAAAUGGAAGGUCUUCUUAUGAACCUGUUUGGCCUGAAAUGAAAUUUGAUUGGAAAAUUAUAGUGGGAUCAAUUGUUGGAUUUUUGGGAGCAGCUUUGGGAAGUGUUGGAGGUGUAGGAGGUGGAGGAAUCUUUGUCCCUAUGCUCGCUUUGAUCAUUGGCUUUGAUCCCAAGUCUUCUACGGCCAUUUCCAAGUGUAUGAUUAUGGGUGCAGCAUUGUCAACUGUUUACUACAAUAUGAGGCUUAGACACCCAACACUAGACAUGCCACUAAUUGAUUAUGACUUGGCUUUGCUUUUCCAACCCAUGCUGAUGCUUGGAAUAAGUAUUGGAGUUAUAUGUAAUGUCAUGUUUGCUGAUUGGAUGGUCACAGUUUUGCUUAUCAUCUUAUUCAUAGCUACAUCAACAAAAGCAUUAUUCAAAGGAAUAGAUACAUGGAAAAAGGAAACAAUGAUGAAAAAGGAAGCAGCUAAGCAGUUGGAAGAAGAACCAAAAUCAGGUGAAGACUACAAGGCCCUACCAAGUGGUCCAACUAAUAUUCAAGAUGAGGAGGUCCCUUUGCUAAAGAACAUUUAUUGGAAAGAAUUAUCUCUCCUUGUGUAUGUCUGGGUGGCCUUUCUCCUUGUUCAGAUUGCUAAGACAUACACCGGGACUUGCUCCAUUGAGUACUGGGUUAUUAACUUCUUACAGGUUCCUAUCGCGAUCUCUGUUGCGCUUUUUGAAGCCGUAUGCUUAUACAAAGGAACAAGAGUGAUUGGAUCAAAAGGGAAGGAAAUUACAAAUUGGAAGAUUCAUCAAAUUUUUCUAUACUGCUUCUGUGGAAUAGUUGCUGGUAUGGUUGGAGGACUGCUUGGUCUAGGAGGUGGCUUCAUUUUGGGGCCACUUUUUCUAGAAUUAGGAAUUCCUCCUCAGGUGGCAAGUGCUACAUCAACUUUUUCAAUGCUUUUUUCAUCCUCCAUGUCAGUAGUGCAAUAUUACCUUUUGGAUCGCUUCCCAGUACCUUAUGCUUCUUUCUUUGUUUUGGUUGCUACCAUAGCUGCCUUCGUUGGCCAGCAUGUGGUGAGAAAGAUAAUUGCAAUCCUUGGCCGUGCAUCCAUUAUUAUCUUCAUUCUAGCAUCCACCAUUUUCAUAAGUGCAAUCAGUUUAGGUGGAGUAGGAAUAGAGAACAUGAUUGUGAAGAUGGAAAAUCAAGAGUAUAUGGGAUUUGAAAAUUUUUGCAAUCAAUCUUAGGUGUGUUAUUGUGGUUGUAUCACUAUGGAGAAUAAUAUUUUUCAAACUGAUGAUAUGGUCACCUAUUCCAUUUUCAUUCAAGCAAAGGAAAGAUUGUGCUUUAUUUUAUAUUAUGCAAUGGUUGGCUACAAUGUAUUCUUUUGUCAUUUCAAUAUUGAUGUUAAAUUUAUCAUUUUGAUCA
Molecule: messenger RNA, 1783 nt
Organism: Cicer arietinum (chickpea)
Lineage: Eukaryota; Viridiplantae; Streptophyta; Magnoliopsida; Fabales; Fabaceae
Product: sulfite exporter TauE/SafE family protein 3-like
Biological process (GO): protein ubiquitination
Cellular component (GO): membrane; Cul4A-RING E3 ubiquitin ligase complex
Source: RefSeq, a predicted model, not a curated record